UGGGAAAUCAACCAACAUGGGUACGUGAAACCAUACAGGGCUUGCCUUGCACUGCUCUCAUGACGGGAGAUGAACGAAAAUUAAAAGAAAUCCCCCAUACUCAAGGUACACUUUUAUCCAGGAUAUAGCACGACUUCACGGCGGCUUUGCGGACCGCGCAGUGCUCAGACGGGACUCCUUUUCCUGGUCGCUCGGUCGGUCGGUCGGUCGGACCCCCGGGCUGCUACGAUGUGUGUCCGCUGCUCCACGAAGCUCCCCCGUGGAAGUGAAUCUUUCACCGGAUGAUGGACAGGAACUACCCGACCUCCAGCUUUGCGGACGCGCUGGCUCCACCAGCACAGACCGUCGCUUAUUGGGCCUAUGACCGCAGCACCGCUAGUGUCAAGCCAAGUUCCAGUUAUGGGGCAGCACACCUUGAUGCAGAGCUCCUUCAGCGGCAAAGCUACACUUCAAGCCACCAGCUUCCCACCUACACUACUACACAUCUUGCUGCUCCAGCAGGAGCACUUGACUCAAGCAUUAAUACUUCUGAGACCUCAAUCAUGAGCUUCCUGUCAGCCAUGGAAUCCAGAAGCCUUCAGGCUGGUCCUGUUAGUGCCUCACUGCUUCCUCCUUUUAGGCCCCCAUCAUGGCCCGCUGGUACCAACUCCUCCGCCACAGAGCUGUAUUUGACUGGUGCACUGCCUUCUACUGCCACUUUCUCCUCUCCUGCUGCUCUGUCCUCCUAUCAGCACACUGGUGCCUACCCUUCCAGGAGUUAUGCUACCAACCCAUCCAUGGCUCUCCAGGAUCCUGCCUUCAGCACUUCCACCAAUGGCCUGUUUUCUCACCAUGACCCCCUCCUUCAUCUCAAACCAGGCCAGGGUGUGCUUCCCACUGCACUUGCCUUCAAUCAUCUCUCUUCCUCUGCUUUAGCCUCGGCUCUCCCUGUCCAGUCCUCCACCUACCGAUCAGCCCAGGAGUCAGCUCCCCACCUCCUGCAACCCCAGUUCAGCCUGCUACCCUCGGCCCUGCCUGCCCCUCAUGGUGCAUCACAGCCCUAUGGAGCAGCCGUUUUCUCAGGCUCUAUUGAGAGAGCUCUUCAGCGUGAAUGUAGUGUGAUCAAACACCACCAGAGGCCUUCUAGUAGCCACACAGCCUCAGAGCAACUGCCCAAUUCAGAGCACUCCUUACAGGGGUACUUUGGUUCUGGCAGUGAAGCGGAUGUGGCCUACCAGCAGGACCCAUCCCGUCAGACCCCGGUGUCCUGUAGCACCAGCGCAGGAGCAGAUUCCUCUCAAGGGGUCCAUCGUGCUCCACAAACCAAAACAGACUCAGUAACUCAAGCUAAAGACUGCUCUUCCGAACUAGCUCCCCACACUGCUGGUGGUGAAGAGAGUCACGAGCAGAACCUGACGGGAGCGUCUCCUGACCGGUACUCCUCCCCAGGACAGAAGCAGAACUCAGUCAUUGCUAACCAGCAGUCAGUCCAGCUCUCCAGUCUCAUGUCCAGCAGUUUAGCUCAAACCUAUAUCACCUCCCAGACCCAGUCACAUCCCCCCCAUUCAACCUCAGACAAACACUCCCCACUUUACGAGACUCUCCCUUCCCUCUCCAGCCAGUCUGACAAUGUGGCUUCUGUUAGUCAGACUCUUGUUUACUCCUCAAGUCCCGGGCUUAGCCAGGAGCAGGAGAUCCAGUAUGGAGCCCAGGUUCAGGGCUUGUGUCAGAAUCUCUCUGAGAACUACCCCACAUCACACUCUCAGGGGCAAGCUUUAGUGACUCAGAGCUACGCCACAGGACAAUCCCUUAACCUUAACUCAUCGUACCCAACCACAUGUGUGCAGAGUCUGCCCACAUCAAAUUCUUCACAGGACUACACCCUCAUGCAAGCCUCAGUGGGAGGUAAAACGCAUGGCACGCUAUCCCAGCAGCACACACAGCCCCAUAAAUAUGUUUUGUCUGCACCAUUGCCUGCCUACUCUUUAACUUCUCAAGCCUUACAAAACAACAUCAGAUCCUCAAUACAGGACAUAAAGCCAACUUAUGGCAAACAGAAACCUGGAGAGCUUCCAAUCCAGGACAUAGAUGCUCUCCAGCAGGCAUCAAUGGAGGCCUCUGCUGCAGCUAGCAAUAUGUCUGCUCACAACAAUGUCAUCUAUGUAGUUUCAAAAAUGGACGAUCAUCACAAAACACAAAGCGUAAUCCGAAGCAACUCGCGUUCUGAUGAUCAGAUCAUGGUACUGGGUCACACAAACGCAUCACAGGUUAAAGAUGAAAGGAUGGGUUCUCUGAGCCAACAGCACAUUCAUCUAAGCAGUGCCAAUGGUCAGGACACUACCAACACAAAAACGACAAACUCCAGUAUCAUAUCUUCACAUUUACACCUUAGCUCGGAACAGCUAAAGCAGCACACCUCUUUUCAACUGAAGUCUCCUGAGCAAAACCACCAGAAUCAUUCUCAGUCCCAGAGCCCAAUAGCCCACCCCCAAUAUAUCACCGUCCCCAGCACUCAGGUUUUUCUCGAGCCCAACCAGAUGAUUCUGCUCCAGCAGCCCCUUGUCCAUCAUAGUCAAAACUCUUCAAAGGUGCUAUCAGUGCAAGGUAUCCAACAAGCUCAAGAUCUAGGCCCUGUUCAUGUCCAGUAUCUGCAGAUGGGCAGAGAACUAAUGGGUCAAGGCAUCACUGAAACCCAGAGGCAGCAGGGCACAGUAGAGUCCGAACAAGGAUGCUCUGAUUCCUCUAAACAUCACUACAGCCAUUCAAACCAGCAGCCACAUGAUGCCAAAAACCACUUCGCUCUGAACUCCAUUUGCUUCCCAGACUCAAUGCUUCUUGCAGAUGACAGAACUAUUUUGUCAAAUGUCGAUGAUAUCCUCGCCGCUACGGUGGCAGCCUGUGGCGUCGCACCCCAAGACUUUGUCAAAGCGACAUCCUCUGCUGAGGCGGAAUUGGCAGUGAUGGCAAGACCCAUUGAUUCUAAAGGUCACUACCAGACCGUAGAUAUAAGGCACAUGUCACCUAGUUUCUCCUCAGCACAACAGUCAAUCAUGACCAACACUAGCUCCCACAACAUGACUAUGACACUAAAUGGAGUUCGGAUGACCACAGACUGCCACGGUCAGCCUGUGCACCACAACAACAGUUCUGAACUUGACACAAAUGGAGAUGGGGGAGGCUCUGAGAAUGACUUUCACUUAGCUGGGCAGGUGUAUGACCCCCAAAGUUUCCAGAGUAGAGUCAAAGGGAAUGCAAAAAAAACAGAGGACAGCCUCAUGGAAAGCUCAGGGGGUGAAGAGUUUCCCAAAAAGAAGGCUCGCUCUAAGUCCCUCACCAAACCAGGUGGUUCUGAGGAGGACGGUGGACAGGCCAGACCAGCGAAGCGUGGCGGGCAGACAAAGCGUCAGAACUCCAGGGGUAGUGACGCCAGCUCACCAUCUGCUUCACAAGGUGUGUUUGAUGGUUGUCCGCAGCAGGAGAGAAUCAGACAGAAGAUCCGUGAAGUGGAAGAGAAACAGCCCGAGGUCAAAACUGGAUUCAUAGGCUCUUUCCUGGACUUCAUCAAAUCAGGCCCCAAACAGCAAUACUCUCCAAAUCCUACGCGGACUACCAGUCGCCCGAGAAAGCCCUGCACCUCCUCCUCCUCUUCCUCCUCCUCCACCUCCAACAAACCACCGCUGUGUGCUUUACCUUCUUUGCCUCCCAAACUACAGACUCUGCCCGUGAUAACUCAGGAGAGCCCAGGUGUGAGCUCCCAUCAGAAACGUCUGGAGGAAGAUCUGCAGAAGAACCUGGAGACUCUGCCAUCCUUCAGCUCGGAUGAGGAGGAGAACACUGGGAAGAACCAGGCCCUGAGGAACAGCAUCAGCUCAGCACUCUCCGCUCUGGAUGAGUCUUCAGAUCGGAAAUCCAGGCCAGAUGACCACAUGCCUGGUCCGAUGAUGAAGCCAGACCAAGUUGCCACCAUGCCCCUCACCGUCCCGCUGACCUGUUUGUCGCGGGUUACCAUUCCUAUACAGACAGCAACUGCUUUGUCGUUAGGGAAUGUGUUUGUGGCCAAAGAGGAGAUUAAACAGACCCCACUGGGACAGCUAGCUGUGGAGCUGAUGAGUGUGGCCAUCGAGGGGCUGACUGACGAGGAGCUGUCAGACAGCGGGGGGGAGGGCAUGUACCGGGAGAGAGACGAGUUUGUCGUCAGGAACGAGGAUAUCGAAAACUUGAAGGUGACAAUGAGAUCAGGCAGCGAGCCUCCAGCCAUCUGGAAAGUCCAGAAGGCUCUGCUGCAGAAAUUUGUGCCGGAGUUGAGGGAUGGAAAGAGAGUCUUCUCAGCCACCAACAGUUAUCUUGGGUACUUUGGUGACGCCAAAACGAUGUACCAGAGGGUGUAUGUGAAGUUCUUGGACACAGUCAACAAAAGGGAGUAUGUACGAGUUUGUAGUCGGAAGCCACGCUGCAAGCCUAUGAGCUCGCUAAGGGGUGUUCAGGUAAAAACUUUGCUGGGCUUGACAGCUGCCCCUCCCUCAGUCUCCCAAAGCCAAAAGCCUCGACCCAAACAACUGAAGCCCAGAGCAGAGCCCCCGCCUAAGAAGAGGAGGAAAUGGAAGGAGGCGUUUUCCCCGGCUGCCUCUGGAUCAUCUGCAGAUGAGGGUGGUGACGAUGAUGAGUUGAACCCUCCAGUGCCAUUUGCUUCACGGCUUCUCAACACGCGAACCAUGAAGGAGACAUUCAGGAGCUUCGUGGAACUGCUCAUCAGCAUUGCCUUAGACGAGGAUGUGAUGACUGCUCUUGAGAGGGCAAAUGAUGAGUUGCUGCUGCCACCUAUGAAAAGAGUGGAUGAGAUGAUCACUGACAACAGGAAGCGCCUGCUUCACAAGCUGCACAUAGGGCAGGUCCUAAAGACGGCCCUAGACGGCUUCCCAGAGAUCUCAGUCGUGACUGAACUGAAGAAGGACAGGGAAACCCCGGCCUUUAAAGUGCGUCUCAGCGGGAGGGCCUACAACAAGAAAAGCCUGAAGCCCUACAAGAUGCCCAACAAAGUGCCACAGGAGUAUACAGUGGACCAGCAGAAAACUCAGUGGUUCUCUCUGUACCACUCUCUGCAGCAUUACAAGUACCACACGUACCUCAUGUGUAAGGACGAGAUCGCGUCUCUGCAGGUGCAGACAGGACACUUGGGGCAGGAGGAGACUGUUCAGAGGUGUCUACAGAACGGAGCUUGGGUAGAGGGGCUCUUCGAUCGCUUCGGAGAGUUAAUAAAUCAAGUGCAGCAGGCCUGCCGAUGAUCCCACCUUCGCAAGCUCAACUUUAAACAACCAAGUCCAACACUUAAAAACAUGAGGAUGCCUUCAGUUCAAAAUGUCAGCAGAUAAGGGUGGGGUUGGUCUCUCCUUUCAACCACAGAGAGAUUUUUAUCAGGGACCUGUCUUCUGACUUUUAUAAAAGACGCUGGGAUUCCUGUGGCUUAAAGUGGCAGCAGGGGAACAGCCGGACAGCAGAGAAGUCAAAAGUCCGAUCCCAGCAGAAAGAAGAGACUUCAUCAACGCAGGACAAAGACUUCGGUAUUCGAAGUAUUUUUGGACGACUUCCACAUAAUGCUUCUUCCCCUAGUCUUUGUAGGUUUGUGUAGUCACAAGCCCACUUUUUAUGGGCCUUUUUCAUAGAUUUAUGAUGAGUUUUUAAAUGUUUAAUUUUGUAGUUAAAUGCCAGAUUAUAACCAGUGAGUACUCACCAGAUAGAAAGCAAUCGGCAUAGGAAGUAGAGCACAGCAAAUAAAAUGCAGAAAUCCAAUUGCCUACAGUUAUAAUAAGCCUUCGUCAAUCAUUGAUAAGGAGGCUCGCAUAAUGAGAAGUUGAUUUAUUGUAAAAAAAAAAAAGGAAAAAAAAUCUAUAUAUAUUAUGCAUAACCGUAGUUAUAUACCGUUUGUAAAAUGUCCAUUUUGUAAUGGAGCGCCAACUUAUAUAUAAUGUACAUUUUGUAUAAAAGGAAAGGGGUGUGGGAACUGCAGCGAUUCACUUAAGGAGGGAUUUCUGUUCUGUAUCUAUAGUGAGGAUUAACGUUUAUGCUUCAAACACCCAUUUGCUUUUAAGAUGCAAGUCAGUGCUCCAGUACUGCUUUUUAAAUGUCUUAAUCAAAUACUAUGACGUUGACUUACCUGAGGGGAAAAUGAAACAAGUUGUCUUUAUACUCUUUUACAGACAUAGGCCACAUUUUAUGACAAAUAGAUAUAUAUUUUUCACAGAGGUAAAUAUUAUGUUCUCAUUACAAUUUCUAAGACACUUUUUAAUUGUUUUUUCACAAUUUUCUAAAAUUGACUUUUCAAGUUAAUUUUAUGCUAUCAGAAAUAAUCUUGUUCUUUACAGAUGCAGUUUGUAAAUAAAGUGCCGUAUGUAUUAAAUGA
Molecule: messenger RNA, 6376 nt
Organism: Gymnodraco acuticeps
Lineage: Eukaryota; Metazoa; Chordata; Actinopteri; Perciformes; Bathydraconidae
Gene: qser1
Product: glutamine and serine rich 1
Exons: 13
Coding region: 282-5261 (1659 amino acids)
Source: RefSeq, a predicted model, not a curated record